This is a messenger RNA of Humulus lupulus (European hop), 2255 nucleotides long. RefSeq lists its product as uncharacterized. The coding region runs from base 535 to 1941 and encodes 468 amino acids. The record is from RefSeq and is a predicted model, not a curated record. NCBI's taxonomy places the organism in Eukaryota, Viridiplantae, Streptophyta, Magnoliopsida, Rosales, Cannabaceae. The transcript is spliced from 4 exons.
CCACUGUGAUAAUUGUCGCUGGAAGAGUUGAGUGAUGGAAUGAAGAAGAAAGAAAUGCGAGUGGGGUGUCAUUUGUCUCUGGAAACCGACAACAAGAGAAUGAUAACUGAAACGCUAUUUAAAAGCAAGGCUGGCUGACACAACCUCUCCUUUCUCUCUCUCGUGGCCGUCUCUGACAUGGGUCAUCUUCUUUUGUGGUCUUAGAGUCUUUGGUUUUGGAUCUCUGAAGUCAGACCAAACUUUCUUCUUUUAUUUUUUUUUCGGUUAUGCAUAUGUUCAUUCAUUUAUACCACCAAUCAGAUCUAAAUUCUAAGGAUUACCCACUUGGCCAUCUUCACUUACUACCUUCAUUCAAUUCGCUUGGGCUUCUCUGUCCGGGUCUUGUAUUGCAAAGGUUUGGAUGAGAAAAACAUGCCUUGACAAGAUGAUGAAGCAUAGUUUAAGAUAAUGCUUGAUGCUCCGAUGAAGCAUUGAUAAUAAUAAAGGAGCUAGCCGGCUUAACUUGAUUAGAAUGUGUGACAUAUAAGGAGAAAAAUGGCAGCAGCAGAAGCGAGAGCUGUGUGGCAAAGAACAGCUAACCGUUGCUUUGUCCAGGAAGAUGCCAAAAGAGCUCCCAAGUUAGCUUGCUGCCAAUCAUCUUCAACAUCUAAACAAGUUGAAGCAGAGCCCGCAGCAGCAGCAGCAGAUGCCCCAGAUCAUCCUGCUGCUGGUUUCACGCCCCUGAACAGGAAUCAUUCGUAUACUAGCUUAUCCCGCGACACAAGAUGGUGGCUCCAAAUGCAACCUACUUAUGGAUAUCAUAAAGGUUUUACAUAUGAACAAGUAAAUGAUUUGGUGGAUGAGAAGGAAACCUUAGAAGGUGGCGUUAUAAACUCUACAUCUAAGAUUAGCGAGGCCCACAAACGGAAAGGCGAUACUCAUCUUGAUGGUCAGAGGAACAGUGAUUGUUUUCUUGAUGUGCAUAAAAAUAGUGCUAAAAAGAAAGCUACAGAAAUAGGAAAACAGAAUGUAAAAAAUGUAGAUUGUAAUGGUAUGAAAGAACUCGACGACUCAACAACUAGCUGGGAGAUGAUGCAGACGGAUCCUUCUGACUACUCAGAUGCCAAACAAUCCAAUGAGCUGUGUUUUGAUCCGGAAUAUAGUUGGAUUGGGAGUGAGAAGAGUGAGCCAUGGUGGCGUAUGACAGAUAGAGAUGAAUUAGUCUCCUUAGUUGCUCGAAAAUCACUUGACCAUAUUGAGAACUGUGAUCUUCCCCCACCUCAGAAGAUGUGCCAUAGAAGACAUCCAUUUGGUCGCGUCCGGUGUUUUGACAAUAAGGAAAGUUCUGCAUCAUUGGAUGGAAAAACUCAUUCUUGUGGUCUCUCCACUGGGACUGUUCGUCCUCGGGGCUUUGCUAACCCUGGAAGAUCACAAGAGAGACCGGGGAAUUUAUAUGAUGAAACGUCAAGUUACUGUACAACUCACGAGAAUAUGACAGAGGGAGUAGAAAAUUCUGGCUGUGAAUUUAGCAAAGCUCAGCUGAUGGAAGCACUAUGUCAUUCUCAAACACGAGCAAGGGAAGCCGAAGAGGCAGCCAAGGAAGCAUACGCCGAGAAAGAGCACAUUGUUACACUCUUCUUCAGGCAAGCCUCGCUACUUUUUGCCUAUAAACAGUGGUUCCAAUUGCUGCAGCUGGAAACACUUUGUAUUCAGUUUAAGAAGAAUGACCAGCAAAUCUCCACUCUAUUCCCACUAGUCCUUCCAUGGACGACUUCUAACAACAACAUUAGAAAACCAAGCAGGAGCUUCAGCCGUAAAGGGGCCAGGGGUAAAGGAGAAAAACAACGCCAGCCGGAUCAUGACCUGACGAAAUACGCGGUUGCUUUCGCAUUGGGAUUGAGCCUUGUUGGUGCUGGCUUGCUCCUUGGAUGGACUGUGGGUUGGAUGUUACCUCAUUUCUAGGCCUGCCUGAGUUUUAGCAAGCCAACUUCUUAUGCUUCUGGUGAUAUCUAUUACUAUUGGUUCUAAAAUAGAAUAUGUCUAUGAGUAAAUAAUUUUCUUUAGAUUUUCUCCUUUCUUUUUUUUAGGCUUUUUGUACGUAAAUUGUCUAGUCUACUUCUAUGUAUAGAAUGAUUUUUCGUGAGAUGUUGUAUAUAUGUUUUGAGUAGAUGUUUCUGUAAGCUGUAUGCAAGUCAUAUUUAGUUUCCCUUGAGUAUUCCAAGCUAGUUUCUGUUUCAUAUCCAUUGAUCAGGAAUGCAAAAAAUAUUUGUUAUUCA